AGAAGCGGUUUGCUUCAAACAAUCAAUAAAUCCGAUUGUUUGCGCGUCAACACAACCAGUCAACCGUCAGCGAAGUACACGGCGGUGUACAUUUUUCCUCCAAAAGAGCGAAAACACAGAAAUACUUGCGUUUGUUUAUACAGAGCAUGUGGAAGCAUUGCGCUGCGCGUACGUGCUUGGAAGGGCUAACGCGACGACGGCAAGAAUAUUGUCCACACAGCAUGCCUUAUCGAUCAACGCAACGAUCGCGACAAAAGGGAAGCGAAUACCAGCGUGCUGGUAUUGGUGUGUGCUUGAGCGUAAGCAUAAAACCGGAGCAUCACGUUACGAUCGGCAUGAAACGAUGCUGCUGCUGCUGCAGCAGCUUCAGCUAUUGCCUUCUCUUUCUAGCCGGUUUUCGGCCAGAGCACGGUGUACGGUCGCACAGGAAGUGAUUGCGUGAGGUUCUGCUGAUGAAGUGAAGAGUGUUUGAUGUCUGAGUCUAGACGAAAGAAGUGCCAACAGUCUGCAGACAGCCAAGAAUAGCAAACUGAAACAACAGCGGCUUUCCCCCGGUCGGCGAACUCGGCGAUGAUCGUCUACGUGGAAGUGAUGAUGAUAUCACGCAGGCGCUGGAAUUGGAUGCUGCUUUUUAUCGGCUGCUGUUGCCUGGUUACGCUCGCCGUAGCCCAAACGCAGGAAUCCGAUGCAACGUCAGCAUCGGCAGAAGGGACCGACACCACCGCGACUGCUUCCUCCGCCGCAAGAGAGGACACGGAGCGAACAGUGUACAGCGACCCACCGGACACACCGGAAGAUGGCAGCAGCUUCAUCGACCAGUACGAGCAGGGCGUGCAGGCGUACCUCACGAACGAGUGGGAAGACUGUGUGUACUUUCUCGAGCGCGCACUGGAGGGCUACCGGACGUACUACGAGUCGGUGGCAAACUGUCGCAUGGAGUGCGAGUACGCCGCGCGCGACGUCAAGCACCGGGGCGAGUUCCUGCACGGCAGCAACGUAGACAAUCUGCAGCACUACGAGCUGAUUCUGCGCCGAACGCUCUGUCUGUCCAAGUGUGCCCGGCGGUAUGCGAUCUAUCGGUACCUUCCGUUCAGCGAAGACUUCGACGGACACUACAUGGAUGUAUUUCAGGAGCUGAAGGUGUACCCCUAUCUGUACGCGUGCUACGUUAAGUCAAACCGUGUAACGCUGGCAGCAUCGGCCGCCUAUACGUAUCUGGUGAAACAUCCGGAGAAUACAGUGAUGAAGAAAAAUUUCGAAGAAGCAAUCGAAAUGCCCGGAAUCGAUCGGGACGAGAUCCACGACCUCGAGGAGAAGAAAUUCGUCGAACUGCUUAUCGGAGGCAUCGUCGACGAGCAGGAAAACAACUGGGAGCGUGCGAUCGAACAGCUCGAGAGCUCCAUCAAGCAGUUCAUCUUCGACGAGAACCAAUGCCGCGCCUUUUGCGAGGGUGAAUUUGAUCACGGUUUCCUGCCCGACUUUAUCACCGCGAUCGGAAAUCAUUUUACGUAUGCGCUGCAGUGCAAACGGAACUGUACCUCGAACAUGGGUAUGGUGCGUGGAAAGUACUACGACAAUCUGUUCCCCCGCCACUAUCAACAUCUGCAGAAAGCUUACUAUCACGUAAAACGGUACGAAGAAUCGUACCGGGCCGGUAUGAGCUAUUUGCUGUUCCACGCAGAUGAUUUCGAUAUGCCGGAAGCACUGAAAACGAUCGAAGCGGAAGCCAAGGGUUCAGUGACAGCCAACUUCUUCAAGGCUCGUCGGGAAGCGGUCGAGUACAAUGAUCGGCUGCAGUACGAGGAAAAGCUGGCACGUUUCAUAAAGCAAGAGUUUGAUCUGCUGGAUAAUGUGGCCGGUUCGAAUGCCGAGCUGGAUGAUGCAGAGUUUGAAGAUGAAGACUCGGUGGAUACAAUGGAAGGUAACAGAGUAGAUGAAGAGGGGGAGACGCUGGAGCAAAACGAUCAAGCAGAGCUUGAAGAGAUGGCAGCAAUGAGCUUUAUCCAGCAGAAACUAUCGGGUAUAACGAUCACGACGAGCUGUAGGAGAGGCUGAACGAGGUCCGAUCAUCCUUCAGAGGCGGUUAGUCAUCCGCCCGCUGUGCCAUAAAGGUGUCUUCUAGUAGAUCUUAACAUUGAAACUCACCUCUCACACAUACACACUGUCUUUUUUUCUAUAUAACAAUAAGUUAAGCAAUAAAUAAACGAACAAAACUGAAGAGAGAGGGAGCUCUACACCAAAAAGGAAAACAAAAGACAAGAUGAAGUCUUUGCAAUCGAUUUGUUUUUGGUUUGUUAUUUGUUUCUUUUUAUUCCGGUUUUUUUGUUUUUAAUAAUGCUUUACAUAGAUCAAACAUAUCUAAACUUUGGAAAAUGUACCAUUUCAAAUAUAUAUAAUAUAUGUAUAUAUGUAUAAUAAUAUAAUGUAUCUA
Messenger RNA from Anopheles arabiensis, 2431 nucleotides. RefSeq names its product cartilage-associated protein-like. Gene Ontology annotation, molecular function: collagen binding. The transcript is spliced from 8 exons. The coding region runs from base 571 to 2055 and encodes 494 amino acids. Lineage: Eukaryota; Metazoa; Arthropoda; Insecta; Diptera; Culicidae. The record is from RefSeq and is a predicted model, not a curated record. Gene Ontology annotation, biological process: collagen fibril organization. Gene Ontology annotation, cellular component: endoplasmic reticulum.